This is a messenger RNA of Spirodela intermedia, 3132 nucleotides long. Lineage: Eukaryota; Viridiplantae; Streptophyta; Magnoliopsida; Alismatales; Araceae. The record is from the annotation of a GenBank genome assembly.
AUGGCAGAGAGGAGGGAGCGCUCCCCCUCCAUGGCCUCCUCCUCAUCCAUCUUCUUCUUCUUCUUCUUCUCCUUCUUCCUCCUCUGGUUUUCCUUCCCCUUGAGAGUCAACUCGCAGGGAUCGCCGGCGGCGGCCGGCGAUUUGGCGGUGCUCUUGCAGAUGAAGGAGGAUUGGGGGAACCCCUCGUCGCUCAGCUCCUGGAAAAGAAACACCUCUCACUGCACUGACUGGGCCGGCGUGGUCUGCUCCGCCGGCGGCGACGUCGUCACGAAGAUCAACCUCCGCAGCUUGGGAAUCAAGGGGAAGGUCCCCGCCGUCGUAUGCGACCUGAGGAAUCUCUCCUCCCUCGACCUUUCCGAUAACUGGAUCGGCGGCGAGUUCCCCCUCUCUCUCUACAACUGCGCCCAACUCCGUAGCCUCAAUCUCUCCGACAACCUGCUCGUCGGCGAGAUCCCCACUGGCCUCGACCGGCUCUCCGGCCUGGAGGUCCUCGACCUCUCCUCCAACAAUUUCUCCGGCGAUGUCCCGCCGGCGGUAGCGAAGAUCCCCAGGCUCCGCCAGCUGUUUCUGGACAACAACCUCUUCAACGGGACCUUCCCGAAGGGGCUCGGUAGCCUGGAGGAGCUGGAAUACCUCUCCCUCGCCGCCAACCCCUUCGUCCCGUCGGAGCUGCCGCCGGAGUUCGGCGACCUGAAGAAGCUCAAGUACCUGUGGGUCUCGAAUGCAAACCUAAUCGGCGGCGUUCCGGUCGCGUUGGGGAGCCUCACCGAGCUCGAGUUCCUCCAGUUAUCGUCGAACAAGCUGACGGGGAAGAUACCCACUUCGAUCUGGGGGCUACCGAAGCUCAAAAACGUCUAUCUUUACAACAACCAGCUCUCCGGCGAGAUCGUCGGCGAGGGGGGGAUAGCUUCCCCGAAUCUGACGGAGGUCGAUCUCUCGAUGAAUCAUUUCACCGGGAAGAUCCCGCCGGAUUUCGGCCGGCAAUCAAACCUGCAGAUUCUGUUUCUCUACAAGAACCAGCUCUCCGGACGGAUUCCCGAGGACAUCGGCAAGAUUCCGGCGAUGAGGGACCUCCGAUUGUUCGAAAACAAUCUGACCGGAGGAAUCCCGCCGGAGAUGGGAAAGUACUCCAAGCUGCUGAAUUUCGAGGUGUGGAGCAACGGGCUUUCCGGGGAGCUGCCGGAAGGCCUCUGCACGGGGGGGGCCCUGGUAGCUCUGAUCGUGCAUGAGAAUAACUUCACCGGAGGACUGCCGGAGUCCCUGGGGAAUUGCCAGCCGUUGCAGGCUCUGCGUCUCUCCGGCAACUCCUUCUCCGGCGAGGUACCCCCCGGGAUUUGGUCUCUGAAGAAUCUCUCCACCGUGAUCAUGACGGGGAACAUGUUCUCCGGGAAGUUGCCGGGGAGGCUGCCGCCGUCGCUGUCAAGGCUGGAGAUCGAGAACAACAGGUUUUCCGGCGAAGUUCCCUCGUCGGCACCAGGGAUGAUGGUGUUCAAGGCGAGUAAUAACUUCUUCUUCGGGGAGAUCACUCCCGACCUCACCGGCAUGACCCUCCUGCAGGAGCUACUUCUCGAGGGAAACCAGAUAUUCGGGAAGAUUCCUGCAGGGAUCAAGGUCCUGAAAUCUCUCACCAAUCUCAUUCUGAGGUCGAAUCAGCUCUCCGGCGAGAUCCCCCGAGAAAUCGGUUCUCUGCCGGUUCUCACAUCCCUGGAUCUCUCCGAGAACCGGCUCUCCGGCGAGAUCCCCAAGGAGCUGGGCAAACUCAAGCUCAACUUCCUCAACCUCUCUGGCAACCAUCUCUCCGGCGAGAUCCCGGCGGCGCUGCAAAACCAGGCGUACGAGAGCAGCUUCCUCUCCAACCCCGGCAUCUGCUCAUCCACCUCCUUCCUCAACUUACCGCCCUGCACCGCCAACUCCGGCGGCGGCUCCGGCAAACUGUCGAAGGGCUUCCUCGCCCUCCUCCUCACCCUCUCCAUCCUCUUCCUCCUGGUCACCCUCCUCCUCGCCUUUCUCCUCGCCAGAGACCGCCGCCGGCGGAGGAAGAACCAGGAAGACCUCGCGGCCUCCUGGAAGCUUACCUCGUUCCAGUCCCUGAACUUCUCCGAAUCCAACAUCCUCCGCGGCGUCGCAGCAGGGAACGUCAUCGGCGGCGGCGGCUCUGGCGAGGUCUACCGGGUCUCCCUCGGCAACCGCGCGGGGGAGGUGGUGGCGGUGAAGAAGCUGCGGAGCAGCGGGAAGAUCGACGCCAAAGCGGAGAAGGAAUUCGCUGCCGAGGUGAAGAUCCUCGGUUCCAUCAGGCACGCCAACAUCGUCAAGCUCCUCUGCUGCAUCUCCGGAGAGGACGCCAAGCUUCUGGUCUACGAGUUCAUGGAGAACGGUAGCCUCGACCAGUGGCUCCAUGGGGGGAGGACGCCGGCGAUGGGCUGGCCGGCGAGGCUGAGCGCCGCCGUUGGGGCGGCACGGGGGCUCUGCUACAUGCACGACGAGUGCUCGCCGGCGAUCGUCCACCGGGACGUCAAGUCCAGCAAUAUCCUCCUCGACUCGGGCUUCCAACCCAAAGUCGCCGACUUCGGCCUCGCCCGCAUCCUGGGGACCGCCGGCGAGCAGGACGCCGGCGGCGGCGGCGCCACCGCCGCUUCCUCCCUGGUGGGCUCCGUGGGGUACAUGGCGCCGGAGUGCGCCUACAGCAGGAAGCUCAACGAGAAGGUGGACGUCUACAGCUUCGGCGUGGUCCUGCUGGAGCUCACCACCGGCCGGAGGGCGCACGACGGCGACGCCAGCGGCGGCUGCCUGGCGGAGAGGGAAUGGCGGCGCUUCCAGGAGGGCGGGGCCGUCGAGGAAGCUCUCGACCCACGCAUCAGGGAGCCCCGCUACCUGGAGGAGAUCGCGGUGGUGUACCAGCUGGGACUCAUCUGCACCGGGACGCUGCCGUCGACGAGGCCGACGAUGCGGGACGUGCUUCAGGUGCUGCUGCGCUGCGAGCAGAAGCACGGGGAUAUGGAGAAGAAGCAACUUCAAGUCCACGGCGGCGACGGGGCGCCGCUGCUGGGGAACGCCGCCAAGACGAAGAGUCACCGGACGAAGCAGCUCCCCGGCGCCGGCGACGAAGAUGAUGAAGACACCGUCCCGGUCUAA